UUUCCGAGGGGAGCUCAGAGAGUUUAGCCGUAUUCCCUUAUCGUACACAUCAGGGUGAGAGGAUACAGAGCUAUGGGGAUGACCGGAGAUAGAAUAAAAGUCGUUUUUGUAAAGGUUUAAGACAUCACAGGUUUGGAAUAAUCUUUUUCUGACUUUUUUUUUUUUUUUUUUUUAAACUUUACAUCAACCACUGUCGAAAAUGUCUGGUUUGGGUGUUUGGAUUAACGCGAUUUGGAUUUUACUUUUUGCCAUCAUUGAUGUGGCUCUUUCAAACUACUCUGAGGACCAGUGCAGCUGGAGAGGCAGUGGUUUGUCCCAGCAGCAGGGCAGUGUGGAGCAGAUCUCCCUCCACUGCUCCGAGGGCACGUUGGACUGGCUGUAUCCCAAAGGAGCGCUGCGCCUCACCCUCUCACCCCGCCUGCCCUCCGUGGCGGUGGGGCCCGGCGGCAGCAGCUCAGGCCUCAUCACAGCCUGCGUCAAGCCAUCGGAGCAGUUCCACGGAGCCCAGCUCUACCUGGAGAGAGACGGGGUCCUGGAGCUGCUGGUGGGGGACCGCCUGGAGUCCUCUCCCCCGCCGAGGGUUCGGUGCUUCAGCCGCCUGCCCGGGGAGAGGGUGGCCCUGUUCCUGCAAGCCACACCUCACCAGGACAUUAGCAGGAGGAUCGCCUCCUUUCGCUAUGAGCUGAGAGGGGACUGGACUGCUCGCCUGUCGCUGGACUCCAACACCAUCAGCAGUGAAGAAGCCUGCAGACCCUGCAACAACACAGAGAUUCUGAUGGCUGUUUGCACCAGUGACUUUGUGGUGCGUGGUAACAUCCGGUCAGUGGAGGAAGACGAGAAUUUACGAGCAGCAGUGAUCAAGGUAAGCGCCACCAGGGUGUUUCGUCAGAAGUACGCCCUGUUCAACAGCAACAGUCGCCUGACCAGCAAGGGUGAGAUCAGGACUUUGCUGCAGUGUGGCGUUAAACCGGGACCUGGCAGCUUCCUUUUCACCGGUCGGGUCCACUUUGGGGAAGCUUGGUUGGGCUGUGCUCCCCGCUACAAGGACUUCCAGCAGGCGUACACUAUAGCCAAAGCAGCCCAGCAAAUACCCUGCGAACUGCCUGUAGACUGAGUUACAAACUCUGCAGCAGCUUGUCUAUCGCACAGAAUCAAGGCUGUACUCAAAGCCAGGCCAAACUCAGCCCUGUUCCAUGUUUCGGAAGAAGCCACAAUGCGCAACUGACGGGUCGAUGUUGCCAUGAUGCCACCGAUGGAUAUUCCCAAAGGACUGAGGAGUGAAAUGGACUUUCCCAACACCAUUUCAGUGCAAUAUGCAGUCACCUGGUCCAAAAGACCUGGUGGAGUUGUGACAUGAGGGACAUGGUGGAAAUGAAGAUUAUAAGCAUUUGGCAUUGGACAGUUUUACAAACAGUGAUGCCAUCGUGCUGGUUCAGAGAAAAUCUUUCGAUAAGCUUUCCAUUCGGGAUAAAUUAAGUUAAGCCAUUAAUUGAGGCCUAUUCAGUCUUUGCUUAGAAACUCAGGAACAUUUAUGAAAAGUUCUAUAGAAAGUUUACUGCCUUUUAGUUGAUAUCCGGGUGAGGAUACACUGCAGGCAGGUGUUGCUGUGGUCGAAGAUUUCAAAAUGGCUACCUUUUUGGCAAAAUGGCUACCACAGUGUUUUUGUUCAGAAAAUGACCAACCAUGGGACAGUGAUAUGUUUUUUUGGCUACCCCUGUACUGGUGUAACACUGGGACUCAGUGUUACUGUUAUGAAGGAGAUUAUUAAAAAAAAAAAAAAUCCUCACAAAAGGAAUUGUUAACAAAAAAUAUUUGCACUGAAUAAGGAAAGGGAAUGAUCUGGAAAGUGUGAUGCUGCAAGCACUGAAAACCAAAUAUAAAAGCAACUAUAUGUAGCAUAGGGGAGCAAUUGAGAAUUUAAUAUAUGUACAGACAAUGUGAGCACAUACAGUAGUAACACAAAGCUAAGGCUACCUGAGCAGGUUUCACAGCUUGAUAAAGUGCUAAAAGCACUUUUAUGUCCUAGCCAACUCUUGAGAUUUUGUUUCUGGAAGGAGAUGCAGGCUAAUUUUUUCUGUAAGAUAUCAUGUUUCAUUUCAGUAGCAAGAAUUAUUUCUUCAAAAUUUCAAAUAAUUGGACUGUAUUUGACUUUAAAGAGAAUUAUUUAAAAUAUGUUGGUUGCAGAAAUCUUGCCAAAGCAGUUGCAAGUUUGGUUGUCAUCAAGUUAUCCCCUGAUGUUGUCUUAUAUUGUUAGAUUUUUUUUUUUCUUUUCUUUUCUUUUUCUUUUUUGGUCUUAACUAAAACAAGCUAGCUUUUCAUCAAACGUUCGACAACAGCCAUUCACAACAGAAGUCCGGUGUUAUCAUGUGCUAGAAAGAUGAGAGUUAAGAUGCAGAAAUAUACAGAAAAAUGUAAAAAUCCAACUUUUGGUGGAAAAAUAAAUUACUACACUGGACAAGGCUCGCUCAAAAAUAUGCAUUUAAUGUAUACAAUUCUGUUCUGUAAAAAUGAUUUCAUAUCUAAUGUGCACAUUAUCAACAAGGGGAAGGGGUUCAUACCAAAUUACAAUGAUGUGCUGAAGCAGUAUUUCUUAAAUGCUUGUACUGCCAUUUUGCUGUAUGUCAUUUUUCAUGUGCAUUUAUGUUAAUAUCAAUGUGAAUGUAAAUAUGUUAAUAAGAAAUUCUAGAAACGACGGCAUGAAAAACGCCUGUGGAAAAAACAACUUUGUCUCAGUAUUGUGGAUUAUUUCUAUGUUUUGUCUGUGU
Molecule: messenger RNA, 2765 nt
Organism: Xiphias gladius (swordfish)
Lineage: Eukaryota; Metazoa; Chordata; Actinopteri; Istiophoriformes; Xiphiidae
Gene: metrn
Product: meteorin, glial cell differentiation regulator
Exons: 4
Coding region: 200-1114 (304 amino acids)
Biological process (GO): glial cell differentiation; positive regulation of axonogenesis
Molecular function (GO): hormone activity
Source: RefSeq, a predicted model, not a curated record